Molecule: messenger RNA, 360 nt
Organism: Bipolaris victoriae FI3
Lineage: Eukaryota; Fungi; Ascomycota; Dothideomycetes; Pleosporales; Pleosporaceae
Exons: 1
Coding region: 1-360 (119 amino acids)
Source: RefSeq, a predicted model, not a curated record
AUGGACCAUCAUACCUUCACAUCCCUCUUCUCCCACCUCCUUGCACCCGUCUCACACACGCAAUGCACAAGCUCAGCGCCCUGCUCAUCCCCCACAUACCACGAGGAGCACAAAGAAAAAGAACCACACAUAAUCCGGCUCGCGGAAGAAGAAGAACUGGCGCGCUUGCAACAUGGCGAGCAGCAAGAUGGUACGCCGUUGUGUCGUGAGGGGGGGAUCGCGGCGUGGCAUCAACAACAACCGCAGCAGCAGCAGCAGCAGCAGGGUGAGCGCAGGGAUUCGAUGGAGGUGCAGAAGAAGAGAAGGCCAAGUUUGGAGUGGUUGGCUGGGGUUAUUAGGGAGAGGAGGGUGCAUGUUUAG